CUGAAGAAAGAAAGAAAAAGGAUAUAAUUAAGGAAAAGAAGAAAAUGGCAGCAGUAGAAGAACCAAUACUCUCUAGGCUUGAUAGACUUGACAAUAUUAUAAAAAAAUUGGAGGAAGUUAGAGGAGGUGAUCAUUCCCCGAAGACAUCAACAGCAUCAAGCGAGACAUUAACGAGCGACGGGCAAGUUUCGUCGCUCGAUUUCUCUCCAAGAAGCAUGGAGAAGCAUUGCCGCCCUAUAGAAGACGUGAUUUCGGAGACUGAGCAUAAGGGGACACUCAUUGAGAGGCUGGUAAAUGUUGAGAACAGAGUGUUGAAUGUGUGUUUGCAAUUGGAGGCAGAGUUGGAGAUGAUGAAGAAGAAAAAAGAG
This is a messenger RNA of Solanum verrucosum, 368 nucleotides long. RefSeq lists its product as uncharacterized. Lineage: Eukaryota; Viridiplantae; Streptophyta; Magnoliopsida; Solanales; Solanaceae. The transcript has 2 exons. The record is from RefSeq and is a predicted model, not a curated record. The annotation marks the transcript as partial.